AUGAUGAGAUCAAUACCCUCAAAAUUAUCUUUAGGAAGAGCCGUUGUUGUUCGAGGAUUGAGGGAUAUGGGGAUCAGGUUUGGGUUGGGGAAGGGCGAAGACGGGCUUGAGCCGCUGCUGCGGUUGAGAAUGCACUCGACUUCGCGGAUAAUUUGGGGAGAUUAUGCUACCAUAACAUAA
Messenger RNA from Sclerotinia sclerotiorum 1980 UF-70, 180 nucleotides. RefSeq lists its product with no specific name. The transcript has 3 exons. The record is from RefSeq and is a predicted model, not a curated record. The coding region runs from base 1 to 180 and encodes 59 amino acids. Lineage: Eukaryota; Fungi; Ascomycota; Leotiomycetes; Helotiales; Sclerotiniaceae.